This is a messenger RNA of Varanus komodoensis (Komodo dragon), 612 nucleotides long. It is a transcript of the gene RASL10A, whose product is annotated as RAS like family 10 member A. Bases 1 to 612 code for a protein of 203 amino acids. The transcript has 3 exons. NCBI's taxonomy places the organism in Eukaryota, Metazoa, Chordata, Lepidosauria, Squamata, Varanidae. The record is from RefSeq and is a predicted model, not a curated record. Gene Ontology annotation, molecular function: GTPase activity; GTP binding.
AUGGUGGAGACGCUGAGCGUGGCGGUCCUGGGAGCCCCGCGGGUGGGCAAAACGGCCAUUAUCCGCCAGUUCCUGCACCAGGACUUCACGGACACGUACAGGCCGACGGAGGACCGCUACACGUACCGGCCGUCGGUCAUCUUCAACGGGAACAUGUACGACGUAAAGAUUCUGGACGUGCCCUACCUCGCCGCCUUCCCGGCCAACAGCUCUCAGGAGUGGCUGGACCUCAAGUGCCGAGGGCUGAGGAACACAGAUGCCUACGUGCUGGUCUAUGACAUCUGCACCCCCGGGAGCUUUGAGUACGUCAAGAUGAUCCGUCAGCAGAUACAGGAGAACAGGACGAGCAGUGCCAGCGAAGCCCCCAUCAUCGUGGUGGGGAACAAGCGGGACCUGCAGAGGCAGCGCUUCACGGCCCGGCGGACGCUCUCGGUGCUCGUGAAGAAGAGCUGGAAGUGCGGCUACCUGGAGUGCUCGGCCAAGUACAACUGGCACAUCGUCCUGCUCUUCAAGGAGCUGAUCUGCAGCGCCGUGGCCCAGGGCUGCAAGAGCAGCCACCCCGCCAUGCGCCUCCAGGGGGCGCUGCACAGGAACAGGUGCCGCCUGAUGUGA